Messenger RNA from Lathyrus sativus (Indian pea), 207 nucleotides. The record is from the annotation of a GenBank genome assembly. NCBI's taxonomy places the organism in Eukaryota, Viridiplantae, Streptophyta, Magnoliopsida, Fabales, Fabaceae.
AUGCUACAUACAGGUUUUGUUGGAAAGUGGUUGUGUAUGAGACUGUUACGGUUUGUCCUACAGAGCGCAUUGCAUUUUGGAAUCUCACCUCUUGGAGUGUGUAUUUGGUCGCUGGAAAUUUCAAGGCCAACCUUUGUGCGUACGAAAUCAUGGUCUAGCCGUUGUGAAUCACGUUCUUUGGCUAACGGUUUGCAACAUGAGUGGUAG